Messenger RNA from Solanum dulcamara, 908 nucleotides. RefSeq lists its product as uncharacterized. The record is from RefSeq and is a predicted model, not a curated record. Gene Ontology annotation, biological process: mitochondrial respiratory chain complex III assembly. Bases 223 to 696 code for a protein of 157 amino acids. NCBI's taxonomy places the organism in Eukaryota, Viridiplantae, Streptophyta, Magnoliopsida, Solanales, Solanaceae. The transcript is spliced from 2 exons.
UUUAAUAAAAAUAAAUCUAAUAUGAAAUAUGAACGGGUUGAAUUUUGACCCAUUUUCUAACGCCCAAUUGCCCAUAAUUUUUUCCCAAUUUUUCUUCCCUCCGUAGGACGCUAAUUGUCCCCGUGUUCUUGCCAACACAAGCCCCUUGAUUCUUUCUCUCUUUCAUUAAUUCCAGUCAGUAAUUUGCAGAUACCUAUAACAGUCAAGUCACCGAAGUGAAAGAUGACAGCUAAUAUCCAAAAAUUCCGAAAUCUUUCAACUGCUGUGAAUCAUAGUUUCGAGUCAAAAUGGCUCUUGCGUCACUAUCGCCUCCUGCACCAUGGUCCAGACACUAUGGAGGAACUAUUGGAUAGACAUGUGGUCAAAAAAGAGAAGAGCCUUGAUGAUGACGAGAAUGAGCUCCUAAAUAGACAGCGACUCACCAGCAGUCGCCGCGAGGCUCUAAGUCUCUACCGAGAUGUCAUCCGCGCUACCCGAUUCUUCAUGUGGGCCAACUCUCAAGGCAUCGUCUGGCGGGAUGUUCUUAGAGAAAAUGUCCGAAAGGAGUUCGAGGAGGCACGAUUUGAGAGAGAUCCAGAAGUCAUCACCAGGUUGCUUAUUGGAGGUCGGGAUGCUCUGCAAGCUGCUUUGGAUAAACUUGCUGAGAAACAAAAGCAAGAAAUCGAAAAGCAAUGUGGCAAUUCAAAUACUCCUUGAUAUUCUGGUUAGGCAGAUUUUUUUUUUAUCCUUAACACACCCAUCAAAUAACAUGUAUUUUUAGAACGUUAUAUAUAAGAUAUAUUAGCACAUACAGGAUGACAUUCACUUCAGUUUCUUUAAACGUUGAGUAUUAUUACAUUUAAUUUUGAGAUAAGUUUGUUAUUGGAACUGAUUGGGUGAUUGAAUAAUUUGAAGUGGGGUUCAUGUUA